Messenger RNA from Eriocheir sinensis (Chinese mitten crab), 823 nucleotides. RefSeq lists its product as uncharacterized. The record is from RefSeq and is a predicted model, not a curated record. Gene Ontology annotation, molecular function: nucleic acid binding. The transcript has 5 exons. NCBI's taxonomy places the organism in Eukaryota, Metazoa, Arthropoda, Malacostraca, Decapoda, Varunidae. Bases 20 to 823 code for a protein of 267 amino acids.
CAAUCUAGCCUUCAAGCUCAUGCUUCUGCUGGACAACGCACCCGGGCAUCCAACGUUUCUGAGAGGCCGUCAUCCUAACUGCGAGGUCGUGUUCCUUCCCCCUAACACAACCUCCAUAAUACAGCCCUUGGAUCAAGAAAUAAUCGCCAAUGUCAAGCUAGAAUUCUACAGGAGAACUUGGAAGAAGCUUGAAGAAGCACUGGACACUGAUGAUAUCCUUCUGCAAGUGGAGGAGGAGAUUGACGAGCCAGACCAGCAGACAGGCGACCCUUCAGCAGAGCUGCAAGUGGAGGAGGAGAUUGACGAGCCAGACAAGCAGACAGGCGACCCUUCAGCAGAGAGACAGCUGCAGGUGGAUGAUGUGCACGUGAGUGAUGAGCCAUACGGCCAGACAGGUGUUCAUCCACAAGCAGAGUCAGCCAUGCCACUGACCACUGCAGAGGUUGGGGCCCCACACCACUCACAGACAGUGCAGCACACACCUGAUACAACAUUCCAAGCAGCGCCGCCAGGCAGACCCAAGCAGAUUAUGACUGCACAGACUUUCUUUUGUAAUUUUAAUAUCAAGAAAGCAGUGGACUUAAUGGUAGAAUGCUGGCACUUUGUCAAUAUUGCAACGGUGAAGCAUGGAUGGAGGAAGGUUCUCCCGUGGGUGAAGACAGAAAUGAGCGGCGGUGACAGGCAGCGCGUAGCGGCCGCUAUGGACACGUUGCUUCAGGUGGCUAAAACGUUACCCAUCACGGGGUAUGAGAAUGUCAGUGUUGCUGAUAUGGAAGUUCUCAUUGAUGGAGGAGUCGCUGAACGUAGCAGAAGACAUGAUUGA